Molecule: messenger RNA, 1116 nt
Organism: Harpegnathos saltator (Jerdon's jumping ant)
Lineage: Eukaryota; Metazoa; Arthropoda; Insecta; Hymenoptera; Formicidae
Gene: RpII33
Product: RNA polymerase III subunit RpII33
Exons: 5
Coding region: 218-1048 (276 amino acids)
Biological process (GO): transcription by RNA polymerase II
Cellular component (GO): RNA polymerase II, core complex
Molecular function (GO): protein dimerization activity
Source: RefSeq, a predicted model, not a curated record
GAUUCUCUUAUGCGUUGUGUAUUAUGCGUUAUGCAGAAGUCUGUGCUCUGGCCCUUUCAGAUUUUGUGGCACAUGCGCAUAUGUGUAACUCUAGCCUCCAAUUGUUUUAUUAUUACUGCUUCGUUCGAAUGUGAUCGUAACAUUCAUAAGAAAAAACGCAAGGUAUACUAAAUAUUAUUAUAAAUAAACGAAAGAUAGUGAAUCUUUAAAAUAUAAAAUGCCGUACGCCAAUCAACCAUCAGUCCAUAUUUCGGACUUAACUGAGGAGAAUGUAAAGUUUCAAGUGGAAUAUACGGAAUUAAGCGUUGCAAAUAGUAUGAGACGUGUCUUUAUUGCUGAAACUCCAACCAUGGCCAUUGACUGGAUACAACUAGAAGCCAAUUCCACUGUAUUAAGUGAUGAAUUUUUAGCCCACAGAAUUGGAAUGAUACCAUUGAUCAGUGAUGAUGUGGUCGACCGAAUACAAUAUACAAGAGAUUGUCAAUGUAUGGAUUUUUGUCCAGAAUGCAGUGUGGAAUUUACUUUGGAUGUUAAAUGCACUGAAGAUCAAACCAGACACGUAACUACUGCAGAUUUUAAGUCAAGCGAUCCCAGAGUAUUACCUGUUACAUCUAGACAUAGAGAAGAUGAUGCAAGCGAGUAUGGAGAAACAGAUGAGAUACUGAUAGUAAAACUAAGAAAAGGGCAAGAAUUAAAAUUAAGAGCAUAUGCAAAGAAAGGUUUCGGUAAAGAGCAUGCAAAGUGGAAUCCAACUGCUGGUGUAAGUUUUGAAUACGACCCAGACAAUUCUAUGAGGCAUACUUUGUUCCCUAAACCAGAUGAAUGGCCCAAAUCAGAAUACAGUGAACUUGAAGAGGACCAAUAUGAGGCACCAUUUAAUUGGGAAGCAAAGCCAAACAAAUAUUAUUUCAAUGUUGAAAGUAGUGGCGCCUUAAAACCAGAAAAUAUUGUCAUGAUGGGAAUUGCAGCACUGAAGAACAAACUGUCAAAUCUACAGACACAAUUGAGUCACGAAGUACAAAGUGACGCAUUGAGCAUUCAUCAUUAAGUCAUAGAUGAAAAAAAUAAGCUAAUGUUACUUAUAUUACUAUGCACUUAUAUCUAAGAUUACAAUUU